AUGCGGAAAGCUGGGGCAAUGGCAGUAUCGGAAUCCUCCAGAUCUUUUCCAUUUAUCACUGCCAAAGCUAUUGAUCCACCCAGCAAGUCUCCAGAACCUCCAUCGUCAAUCACGAAUGACCAAGAAAAAGGGAUUACUCUUGUAUCGCCAACUCUCUCGUGUAGAGCCCACUCUCCCUCCUUCAACCCCAUCUUAACAAUCAUCUCCUCUUUCACCAUCACUCUCUCAACCUGGGGUUUCUAUAACAGCACCGGCAUCAUCCUUUCACACCUAUCUGUACACCUCCUCCCCAAUACUCCACUUCCGAUUCUCUCCCUCAUUCCCGCUCUCAAUAUUUUCUUCACAUUGCUUCUGUUCUUCCCUCUUGGACCCAUUUACGAUACCUACGGCCCUCUUCCUCUCCUAAUUCCAGGCUCUCUCAUAUACAUUCUCUCCCUCCUCCUCCUCUCCAUCUGCUCUUCUCUGUUUCAUUUUCUCCUGGUAUAUGGAGUUCUAAGUGCCGUGGGUAUGGCGCUCCUCUGUACGGUAGCGAACGCGAUGUUAAACACCUUUGAAGGAACAGGCUACAGAGGACUAGCGACAGGCAUUGCGUUAGUGGGGAAUCCUACCGGUGGAAUCAUCUUUACGUUUGUAUUUCAAGCUGUGCUGGAAAGCUUAGAAUGGGGCGAUGCUAUGAGAAUCGUGGCUGGGAGUGUGGGUGUGCUGGUUGCAGUGGGAUUUUUGGCUUUCUUGCCUUGUGGGGGGCUGCGGAAGAGGGGAACUCGGAAUGGGUACGGACACCGGGGGCAGGAUGGAGAUUGUAAUGUCAGUACGGCUUCGACCAAUACGAGAAAUGACGCUCCGUGGUGGAAGUUCUGGCACGAGAAAAAGGUUGAGGGAAAUUGGAGUUUAUUACGCGACAGAAGAUUUCUCUGGUGUAUGGCUGGUAUCGCACUCUUCGAAUUCGUACUCGUAGGCGCCAUAGGUCUCCUCCCCACAUACGCAUUGCAACAGGGAUUUUCAACCUCUGUUUCUUUCAACGUUGUCGCGAUUGUAAACGCCGGCUCCAUCCUCGGACGUCUCCUCUCCGGCCCUCUCUCCGAUCACCUCGGCCCCUACAAUACCGUCCUCCUCUGUCUAAUCUUCAUUUCACUCCUCGCAAACUUCGCUUUCUUCCUACCUACUUCUCUCCUCUCCACCAGCUCCUCCUCCACAUCGCUCAUCCUCUUCUACCUCUACGCAUCUCUCUCUGGCCUCGGUUCCGGCGCCGUCAUGAGCGCAGCUCCCCUUUGUAUAGCUGCGCUGUGUCCUUCGCAUGUGUAUGCGAGAUGGUGGGGCGCUAGUCAGGUUGGAGUUGCUAUUGCGUAUGUUUUCCCCUUCCCCUUCCUUUCGCAACUUGCUAUCGCUUCGAUAUCCCUCCCAUCUAAGUUCACGAGAUCAGAGGCAGAUGUUAACACACUCAAUAUAGAUGUUUCCUCAGCGUUCCUCUCGCUUCCAUCAUACUCUCCCGAGUAG
Molecule: messenger RNA, 1494 nt
Organism: Botrytis fragariae
Lineage: Eukaryota; Fungi; Ascomycota; Leotiomycetes; Helotiales; Sclerotiniaceae
Product: putative mfs monocarboxylate protein
Exons: 3
Coding region: 1-1494 (497 amino acids)
Biological process (GO): transmembrane transport
Cellular component (GO): fungal-type vacuole membrane
Molecular function (GO): transmembrane transporter activity
Source: RefSeq, a predicted model, not a curated record